CCCCAGCACACACACACAGAGCAGCGAUCGCAGACAUGGUAUGGAGCGGUGUGAUUGACGUGUGACGUCAGUGUGCGGGGCGGAGCGUUGUGUUGCUGAGCAGGGAAGGGAUCCGGUGGCGGUGUUCGGUGGCGGUGUGCACGGCGCUGUGUCUGGGAGGAUCUGGAUGCAGUAUGUAGGGAGAGAAAACGGAAGACGGGGAUCCGCCGGGCACAUCGCUAUCUAUCGGGACAUCUUCCUCCCCCAUUGGAUUACAAGCAGCAGCGCUGGUGGGGUGAGCCGGGAGAACCCCCCACAUUGCUCUGACAUGUCCCCCCAGAUGAGGAGCCCCCUCGGUGCUCACCCCCGGAUCCUGUGCCAGCUGCGGGAUUAAAGGGAUCGGGACAGCUGGGAACAUCAUCAUCUCUCCGAGAAGUCCGGACUGAUCUCCAGCAACAACAUGUGCUGCAACCUUUUACACUCCAAGGAGAUGGCAAAACGAAAAUAUGUGGAAUAACAUAGUCUGCACAGUAAAGAAUAUAAAGGAUGGGAGGCCGGGCCCGGCUGUGUAGAAAGCUGCAUCGUGAGUGUGAUCGAGAGAAUCCAUUAUUGGCCGAGGUCCACAAGCAAAUGAAAAACUAAUGAAAAGACUUCAGGAGCCAGUGAGGGAGCGGUGACCUUCCCAAAGCUUCUUAAAGGCACCGGUGCAGAGCUGCUCGAAGGGAUCCGUGUUCAGAGGACUGUGUUAUACAGGUUCUAAACCUGACCAUGGAAAGGCUGGCUAUUUGUUUGCUGAUAAUAAGCACAUCUGCAAAGGCCAUGAUGUGCCCUAAGAGAUGUUCAUGCCAGAAUGUCUCUCCAUCCUACACUAUCCUUUGUACCAAGACUGGCCUUCUAUUUGUGCCCCCCACCUUAGACAGGAGGACAGCAGAGCUUCGACUCAUGGACAAUUUCAUAACCACUCUUAGAAGGAAAGAUUUUGCUAACAUGACGGACCUUAUUCACUUAACGCUCUCGCGAAACACCAUUAGUCAGGUCAUGCCUUAUGCAUUCUUUGACCUAAAAGGGCUCCAUGCCUUGCAUUUGGACAGCAACAGGUUAACCUUUGUCAAUGAGGAACAUUUUAAAGGUUUACUCAACCUCCGACAUUUGAUCUUGAGUAACAAUCAGAUCCAUUACAUAGCUCCGGGAUCAUUUGAUGACUUUAUUGACACCUUGGAAGAUCUGGACCUGUCCUACAACAAUCUUGUUGAAAUUCCAUGGGAGACUGUUGGGAGGUUAUCCAGUGUUAAUACAGUUGGUCUUGAUCAUAAUCUAAUUGAAUAUGUUCCAGAGGGAAUCUUCUCCAAUCUCCAUAAACUUGCCAGAUUGGAUAUGACCUCUAACAAACUAAAAAAGAUCCCACCGGACCCAUUAUUUUCUAGGAUUCCAGUUUAUGCCAAAUCAAAAGGAUCUCCCUUAACAUCAUUGGUGCUCAGCUUUGGUGGGAAUCCUCUUCAUUGUAACUGUGAAAUGAUGUGGCUUCGGCGUCUUACUAGAGAGGAUGACCUGGAAACAUGCGCCUCACCCCCGGAGCUAAUGGGUAAAUAUUUCUGGUCGAUAAAGGAAGAGGAAUUUAUUUGUGAACCUCCUAUGAUAACUCACCGAACUUCCAAGCUAGAAAUCAUGGAGGGAAAAAGUGUCUCAUUAAAAUGCAAAGCAGUAGGUGACCCUGAUCCUUACGUAAGAUGGAUCUCUUCUGAUGGGAAACUAGUCUCUAAUACCUCUAGGACUAUGUCAUUUGACAAUGGAACUCUGGAUAUUUUCACCACCAGGUUCACAGAUCGGGGAAAUUUUACCUGCAUUGCAUCCAAUGCCGCAGGGGAAUCAACUGCAAAUGUGGAGCUAGUAGUCAACCAAUUCCCCAACCUUGCAAACAGCACCGGCUUUGAGAAGGAAACCGAGUCAGGGCUUUCUGAUAUCUUGACGCCUGCCAAGUCUAGCAUUCCAUCCAAUGAAACUAAAUCUCGGCAUGAUAGGAAGGUUGUGGUUGCAGAGUUGACCUCAUCCUCGGCACUCAUCCAAUGGCCUCCCCAGAGCCACAUUCCAGGGAUAAGGAUGUACCAGAUUCAGUACAACAGCUCAUUAGAUGACAUCCUCAUUUACAGAAUGAUUCCAUCAUCCAGCAAAUCGUUUUUCCUAAGUGACCUGGUGUCAUCUCGUAAUUAUGACCUGUGUGUCCUGGCGGUAUACGACGAUGGCACAACUGCUUUGACUGCAACCCGGGUGAUAGGCUGUGUACAAUUUACAACCGAACAGGAGUAUAAGCAGUGUCGAUCCCUCCAUGCUCAGUUUCUUGGUGGAACAAUGAUCAUUAUCAUCGGUGGUAUCAUUGUGGCCUCCGUCCUCGUCUUCAUUUUUAUUCUACUCAUGAAAUACAAAGUCUACAAUAACCACCCAAAAUCAAACCCAGCCAAGGUCACCAACGUGUGCUCUCAAACCAACGGUAGCCAGAGCGGUACAAUUGGACGCUCAUCUUCAAAACUCAAUGAGAGAAGAGACAGUAUUAUGCAGGACAUCUCUGGAACGUCCAUGAAAGGCAAAACCAUAGUUGACCUCACCCCAGAUGGCGAAAAAGUGACUGUGACUGACACUACCUUUAUAACAACAAACGACGUUCUCUCUCACUAGCAAAAAUACCAAUACCACAAACUUAUGCACCUUUUUUAAAGGGACAAAGAACUGGUCAUUGUGGUACUGUUAAGGACAUUUUCAUGCAAGGAGUCGUCUUUUCGGCUUCAUACCUAUUGUCUAUUUUUAAGAUCAGAUGGUUACAACAAAAAGCUAUUUUUUUAAAUCUGUAAAAAUGAUUACUGCAUUCUUAACUAUUUUUUGGUUCAAUAUUAUUAAAUAUAAAGUGUGUGACAAAAACGGCUAACUAGAAAUAAUUGGUUUUAAACAAUGGCACUUAAAAGGAAGGAUAAUAAAUGUUUCUUUGGUUAUUUUA
Molecule: messenger RNA, 2965 nt
Organism: Rana temporaria (common frog)
Lineage: Eukaryota; Metazoa; Chordata; Amphibia; Anura; Ranidae
Product: leucine-rich repeat and fibronectin type III domain-containing protein 1-like protein
Exons: 6
Coding region: 748-2649 (633 amino acids)
Molecular function (GO): protein binding
Source: RefSeq, a predicted model, not a curated record